UCUCAGGGUCGCCCUCGUCUUGAAUGACGUAAUGAGGCGUCGAUUACGGUGCGCCAGUGUCCCGAAGGGUGCAGAGCCACUAGCAAGUAACGCCAGUCGGUUAAAUUGAUACCGGAAGUCCACCGGUCUGACGACCGUCGUCCAACACGUCACUCCUCGCACGCACUCAUACACUCGCCUCACUACGACGAGGCAGCAAAGAUAAAUUGCCGGGCAGCCAGAGGGGAAGGAAGCUCGAGAAGAGGAAGGGGUCGGAGGAGAGCCUGAGCUCCGCGGUUGUCGGCAGCGAUAGCACGAUAGCACCGCUGGUGCCCUUGGCCGUGGGUCCCGGGGGGACGGGCGCCAUGGCGGCCUCAUCGUCCUCGUCGAGCGGCGAGCAGCAGUACUCCCUGAGAUGGAACGAUUUCCACUCGAGCAUCCUCAGCAGCUUCCGUCACUUACGUGACGAGGAGGACUUUGUCGACGUGACGCUCGCCUGCGACAGCAGUAGCUUCACCGCCCACAAGGUCGUCCUCUCGGCGUGCAGCCCGUACUUCCGCAGGCUUCUCAAGGCAAAUCCAUGCCAGCAUCCAAUCGUCAUACUGAGGGACGUCGCGAGCUCGGACAUGGAGUCCCUGCUACGCUUCAUGUAUCACGGGGAGGUGCACGUCGGCCAGGAGCAGCUGGCGGCCUUCCUCAAGACGGCCCAGAUGCUGCAGGUGCGCGGCCUCGCGGACGUCAACAGCGGCGCCGCGGCCAAAAUACCGACGGCCUCCGCCACCUCCAGUGGGAACAACGCGAGCGCGCCGGCGACGCCGCGGAAUCCUUGGCAAGAUAACGGGAGGGGCGACCUUAACGACAGCGAGCUCAGUCCACCCGUGGAGAAACGAUCCAGGAGCUAUUCACCGCCUCUGGGCAAUCACGUUGAAUCUAAGUCCGAUCUCCAGGAGUCGCUGCUUGGACAGGCGCUCGAGGGUGGCCCGACGAUACACACGACCUCCAGCAACAACGUUCAGGCACAAUCGACGGGUGAGGAUUCGACCUCGUUGUCGGAUAAUGAAGAAGACACCUCGAAUAACGACAGCAUCCUCAAUUCCGUAAAAACUGAACCUAGUGAACUUCUAAAUGACUCGCUGGAGCAUCAUCGCAACACAUUUCCGGCCGCGCUACUUGGUCUGCAAGGUCUGAUGCCUGGACCAUCAGGUAUCCACGCGGCAAAUCAGGAUCCAAAUUACGCCCGACGCAGCAUUGACAUCCUACGAGUGCGAGCGACGGAUCCACGGCCUUGUCCCAAGUGCGGUAAGAUCUACCGCUCGGCGCACACUCUCCGCACCCAUCUGGAGGACAAGCACACUAUAUGUCCAGGAUACCGUUGCGUCCUAUGCGGGACGGUGGCCAAGUCGCGGAAUUCCCUGCACUCGCACAUGUCGCGCCAGCAUCGUGGCAUAAGCACCAAAGACCUACCGGUCCUGCCAAUGCCGAGUCCCUUCGACCCCGAGCUCGCCUCCCGACUCCUGGCAAAGGCUGGCGUCAAGGUCAGCCCUGCCGAGUUGAGGGCACGAGCAAGCCCGACGGGGCCGCGACGAGGCGACAUGCGGCUCGAAAUACCACGAGGUCCGGGUGGUGCGCCCUCGGAAGCCGGAAGCUCUCUCUGCGGCGGCGACGAUCCCGAGGAUCUCACGCUGCCUCUCAGUCUCAGGUACGGUUCGCCGACGCCCAACAACAACACCGUGAUCACGAAGGUCCCGGGCGGCGGUCACAACGGGAGCAGCAACCAUAACCAAACCGGCAACGGCAAUGGGAAGGCCACGGCCGGGGCGAUCGCCGCCAAGUCCCUGGACACGCUACAUGGGAGCCGCGAACCCCAAACGGCGCCCUUCCAGCACGCCCUCGGGCAGCAGCAUAGCGCGACCGGCUCGGCGAUCGUCGACACCUUCCUGCAGUUUAUCGCCGAGAACUCCGGCCUCGGCGCCAUGAAUCUCACUCACGAGCAGGCGGCCGCCUACGCAGCCGCCCACGCCAAAAUGGCUCACAUGAGCGCGAUGGACAAACUCGCGGGCCGAGGCGGCCUCGUUGUCGAGGACUACCCGAUGAUCGGCCGGGACGAGGGCAGGGGCCUCGUUCACGAGGACAGACACGGGCACGAGGCCGAGUCGUCCGCCGGCGAGGACGACGACUUUAGCGAGAACGAGGAACCCGAGGGCCUUAAGGCCGAGUAGUGACGGCCCGCGAUACCGUAUUCCAUUCGUCUACCUCGCUCGCGCGCGCCUCGCCAAUCCGGGCUACGCGCCCCCCGACUCCCUGCCACCAACGCGCGAACAAAAGCAGACCAGCCAAUAUCCAUCCAUGCACCGAGA
Molecule: messenger RNA, 2336 nt
Organism: Ceratosolen solmsi marchali
Lineage: Eukaryota; Metazoa; Arthropoda; Insecta; Hymenoptera; Agaonidae
Product: protein abrupt
Exons: 8
Coding region: 345-2198 (617 amino acids)
Biological process (GO): regulation of transcription by RNA polymerase II
Cellular component (GO): nucleus
Molecular function (GO): protein binding
Source: RefSeq, a predicted model, not a curated record